AAAUAUUAGCGAUAAAUCUUUGUUUGAAAUCGCAAGAAAUUGUCAUGAUUUGCAAGAGUUUUAUUUUGCCGAAUAUCUCGACUUUAGUGAUGCUAUGGCUUUAUGGAAUGAUAGAUUAAUUAUAGCUAUUAUCAAAAGAUCUCUGAAUUUAAGAUAUAUGAAAAUCAGUGGUAAUGAUAUUGGUGAUAAG
Molecule: messenger RNA, 190 nt
Organism: Funneliformis geosporum
Lineage: Eukaryota; Fungi; Glomeromycota; Glomeromycetes; Glomerales; Glomeraceae
Source: the annotation of a GenBank genome assembly